AUGACUCCCGAUAAAAUUGCUAAAGUUUUAAACGCGAAAUCUGUGUCAGUGUAUGGAACCUUUAAUAUUUCGUUACCCCAAUUACCAUCGUUGGAUAAUUUACCUUUUUUUGGAACAACAACCACUGUCCGUCCAAUUGUAAUUAUUAAUCAACCAUCACCCCCAAAUCAUUAUCAGAACCAUCAUCAUCAUCAACAUAAUCAGAAUUAUAAUAAUGGUGGAUAUUACUUGGUAUUGGAACGUACUGAAGUUCCAUAUGUAAAUAAUAAUUUUUUAAAUAAUGUUCAGUUUCAAAUUCAAAGAAUUAAUUCUACAGUGGCGGCAUGUGUUGGAACAUUCAAUUUACGGCAGCAUGUACAGGGUGCAACAUUGGUUGUACGCUUAUAUAGUUGCCAAAGUCAACAGCAAUGUAAUCCGCAAUAUUUAUCCGAAAUACCACGAAGACCAUUGUGUCAGUAUUUAAUCGGCUAUCAACAAUAUCAACAAUAUGGAGGUUCAUCACCUUAUGGUAUACAAGGGCGAUCAAGCUGUUCAUCGCCCCCAUAUCAACAGCAACAAAAUGGUUGCAGUUUACCAGAGGGAACCUAUCAAUUUGUCAAUUAUGUUCCAUUAAAUGUCGUCCCACAACAGAUUCCAGGACAACGAUGGCGCAUGGAUUGUUAUAUGGCUGUGAGUGGUCGACGUAUUGCCACAUUUUCAUUAUACGCUCGAUGUGGAUCUACUAAUGAUAAUUUUAUUAGUGGAAGCAGUACCAAUACGCAACCAUUAAUUAUAACGAAUGCUUUACAAGUGGCACAAUUUGAACGGUUAACCGCUACAGCAGUCAAUAGUAUUGAAGAGAAUAAUGAUACUGAAGUAACGACGAUUGUUCCAGAAGCAUUUUCUGUAUCUUAA
Molecule: messenger RNA, 894 nt
Organism: Chrysoperla carnea
Lineage: Eukaryota; Metazoa; Arthropoda; Insecta; Neuroptera; Chrysopidae
Exons: 5
Coding region: 1-894 (297 amino acids)
Source: RefSeq, a predicted model, not a curated record